AAACAUUGCAAAAUACAAAUAAUUGUAAAUCCAGCGACUGAAAUAAUCAAACCCUUGGGAACAACUGUGGUCAAAACUAAAGUUCACACUCAGGUCUGUUCUCUGAACUCUUCUCAAACGGUGGACUUUUUAUUUUAUUUUAAUUUUUAUGGCAUAACAAGAACAACAGCAUACAAAAAUGAGUAAUACAUUGCUUUUUCACAUCCAAUCAACAAAUCAGUAGAAAAAAAACAGGAAAAAUAAAUAAAAUACAGGGGAUACAAAUUACAAAAAAAAAAAAUCGGAAAAGAAAAGGAUUCCAAAAUUGCAUACAUCCUUAUUGCUUUUUAAUUUUUUUUGGUAUCUUUUCGGGUUUUGAUAUAAUGCUUAAGAUCAAUUUGGCACAUCGUUGGAUCAGUUUUGUUUGUGUAUGGUACUUCCCAUAUAUUAUCAUAUGAUAUUAGGCUAAUAAACAAUUUUUGCUCCUAAGUUUUGUUAUUAUCAUUGUAUAUCAAAAAAUGUCUUUACAAGAAAAAAUAAUUUGUAAUUUUGUGAGUUUAAAUAUAAAAAACAGGUGUUUAAUCAAUUCCUCCUCUAAUUAAUUCACAAAAAGUGCACGUAGAUUCCAUGUCUCUAAGAAAUAUAUAGCAACUUCUUUCACUGGAUAAAUUAAAUGUAUUAGUUUAUACUGUCAUUACCAUAAAGUUAACUUGAUGUCAAGUCUUCUCGACGUCCACACCGGCCAAGACGUGCCGCACUGCUUCUCGCCGCUUAUCGCCGCCGCCUCUUAUUGAAAAUGAAUGACUGCCCCGGCUACUUUGCUUUCGGUGUGAGAGGAAAGACCUCUUUUUGCGUUGACUCAUGCAAGAUGCAUCCAGAUGUCCAGCACGUCUAUACAACUGGAAUCAUCUCCCUACGGAAGGGGAAAAGGGAGGAGCAAACGUUUAAUCUACUAUAAAUACACCAGCUUCACUGACAGUCGAGCGGACUAAUGUGCUUGAGGGUUUCGUGCACAUGGCUCAGAUGGAGAUGGUCGAGUUUGGUGUGGAGCAAGGGCAGAUGCUACAGGUCCUGAUGCGACACUGCCAAACCAUGAAGCGGCAGGAGACUCGACUGCGCCUGGCCACUGCUCUGCUGCUCACCGCAUUCCUCGCGACGUCACUCUGGCUGCAGUUUCACUCCAACACCUCUACGGAUUCAUUUGCAGGUGCCCAUACAGAGGCUUUGAAAGCUAAAAAAACACAUAAGAGGCAGUCCGUUCAUCUAGAACCUAAAAGCAAGUCUAGUCCAGAAAAGCAGCUCCUGGAGUGGUACUGGAGGAAUGAGAGCCCUUACUUGGACAAUUUCAACCUGAAAAAUGCUACAGAGCUUCACAUUUCCAAAAAAGGUCUCUACUUGAUCAAUCUGAAGAUGUCUUAUCGUAUAGCCUAUGGUCAGUGUCAAGAUAAUACUGACAAAAUAAUGACUUUAGAGGUCAACGUGACACAGGAGCACAGCAACUAUGAAGGGGAGAGAGUGAUUUUAAAGGGUAGUGAGUCGAUGCUUUGUAGCGAAUAUUGGCUGCAGUCGAUGACUUUGAGUCGACCGAUCAUGCUAGAAGACAACUCCAGUCUCAGGGUGAGAAUUAAAAAGGAUAAUUUCAAAUUUGUCAGCUGGUCUGAAACCACGUAUUUAGAUGUCACUUACCUCUAACUGCCAGAUGAUAAAGAUGCACAUUUUUAAGAAAUCGCAUAUUAAUCACCCACUAUUUAGAUGCUUAAAUAAAUGAGCAAAUUCAUUGAGAGGUUUACUCUCAUUCAUAAUUCUGAAAUUGUUAUUAAAUAACAUGAUAAUAAUCUGUUUUGUUUUUAUAUAAACUAUCUUUUUUGCUCUGCUAGCCAAAUUGGACCAAAAUGUUGGUACUGCCGUUGAAACGAUGUGCAUGUUUUACAUUAAAACUGUUUGAAUAUGCAUUUAUGUACUUUUUCAUUGAGAGAUGUUUAUUGUCAAUUGAUUUCAAAAAUCAGAUCUGUUCAUUUUACCUUUACAAUUGUGUAUUUCCGUAUUUCAGAAUGUAACAUCAUUUUAAUCAACUCACAAAUGUCCUUUCAGGUUAAAAU
Messenger RNA from Danio rerio (zebrafish), 2078 nucleotides. The record is from RefSeq and is a predicted model, not a curated record. NCBI's taxonomy places the organism in Eukaryota, Metazoa, Chordata, Actinopteri, Cypriniformes, Danionidae.